Messenger RNA from Hylaeus anthracinus, 981 nucleotides. RefSeq lists its product as uncharacterized. Bases 418 to 912 code for a protein of 164 amino acids. The record is from RefSeq and is a predicted model, not a curated record. The transcript is spliced from 5 exons. NCBI's taxonomy places the organism in Eukaryota, Metazoa, Arthropoda, Insecta, Hymenoptera, Colletidae.
UCUUUUCAGCCCUCAGCCGGCAGUUGAACGCAGCCCGUAGUCUUCGACGGGUCGUUCGUCCUCGAAUCCGUUACAUUUUUCUAACGCACCACUGUUUACACUAUUACUUUCCACGUUUGGCGAACAAUCGGAAGACCUAUGUCCUGGUGAACGAGAUCCUUUAAAUUUUCAAUGUAUAUCUCUGUAAACAUGGUGUAUCGAGGUGAUCGUUCGUGCGUGGUUCUAGUUACUAUACGGUAGUGGAACUUAAUAUCGCGAUUCAAAAGGGACGAGAAAUUUUCAUCAACUCGAGUGGACUAUUGUGAGUCGUUUGCCCGGUAAACAAAGGAUAAAAUAAUGCAUCAGGUCAAAGUGGAAUUCUCGUAGAAGUUGGCCAAUAGUGAUCACCUUCGAAGAUGUCGAAGAAGAGGCCUUAGCAUGAGCCAUACCGCUGCAUUCAGAAUCCUGACGCUGGUCCUGAUCCUCGGUGAUCUCGAGUCGGUGACAGUGGUGAACCAUCAUCCCGACGAGGAAUAUUUUUUGGAACAUGAAGUUCUUUACGAGGACGCGAUCGCCGAGGCGAAGAAGCUGGAAGUUUACCCAGGACCCAUUGUAGGUUGCAAACCUUGCACGAAUUCUGAAAUGGCAUACUGCAAGGAUGGGAGUGUCAUAAACGAUCAUUGCUGCUGCGACGGCAGUUUCAACAAGGUAUUCCCCUUCGUCAAGCACACUUGUCGCGUGGGACCAGAAGAAUGUAAAGUGCAGGCUGGAAACUGUGCCGAAUACACAAGGCUACGGGAAUGUUGUUGCCAUUCCUACUUAGCUUCUCUUUGGAAAUAUUUCGCAAAUGACGCACGGUCAUACACGGAUACGAAUCUGACAAAGUUCCUGGCGAUAGUAAUGGUGCUCAGGCUACUUCUCCGACCAGUCUAACAGUACACGUUUAAUACCAAAUAUUUUGUACAGUACGACUUAUUUUAAUAAAUUAUUUUUCCAUCGACA